Molecule: messenger RNA, 1472 nt
Organism: Myripristis murdjan (pinecone soldierfish)
Lineage: Eukaryota; Metazoa; Chordata; Actinopteri; Holocentriformes; Holocentridae
Gene: hdr
Product: hematopoietic death receptor
Exons: 10
Coding region: 107-1369 (420 amino acids)
Biological process (GO): positive regulation of apoptotic process; TRAIL-activated apoptotic signaling pathway
Cellular component (GO): cell surface; plasma membrane
Molecular function (GO): protein binding
Source: RefSeq, a predicted model, not a curated record
GAGGAAGUCAAGCGGAGUGUGGACUCAUUCGCCACAAACUUGAUUUGGGAUGAGUUGAGUUGUCAGGGUUGUCAGCUUUGACAGUCGGCUACUCCACUGUGAAAGUAUGACCAACACGUCGUACAUGGUUGUCUCCAUACUGAUGUGGCUCCUCAAAGCCACCGUGGCUCUCCAGCAGUCUGGCCUUGAGUUGGGCGGCAGAGGGGGAAACAGGACACAGCGGGACGUCUCCUGCACAGACAACAUGGAGUACUUGCACAUCAACAUCUGCUGUUUAAAAUGUCCAGCUGGUACAUAUGUGAAAUCACCUUGCACAAAAGCAGGGCAAAGUGGGAAGUGCGAGGAAUGUGACUACGAGAUGUACACGGAGCACGACAACGGGCUGCAUCAGUGUUUGAGGUGCACCAAGUGUCGCUUCGAUCAGGAAAUUGUAAGGCCGUGUUUGUCAACUCAAAACACUGAAUGCCAGUGUAGAUCGGGAUGGUUCUGUGCCCCUGACCAAGCGUGCGAGGUGUGCAAGAAGUGUUCAAGAUGUGAAGAAGAUGAGGUGAAAGUGAGGAACUGCACCGCUGUCUCCGACACACAAUGCAAGAAAGGCCGGUCCGGCUCUGGCUUUGCAUCUGCCUCAGUUGCUGCCGUGAUUGUGCCAGUUGUGAUAUCUGCGGUAAUUUUUGGAAUAAUAGUUGCUUUUGUGUGCCGGCGGAGAUGUCGCAGACCAACAGACAUAUUUUUCUUUCCAGACCCUGAAAGCAAUCCACCUAACAGACUGAAGGAAGUGCUGGACUGUAGGGACAGCCGGUCCUCAGAGGAAAGGCAGAACAGAGAGAACCGAAGGGUGAGCCGCUCGCAUCUGAUCCAGUGCCGGCCAGUGAUGAGAGCCAAAUCCUCAGCCAGUACAGAGGAUGAGUGCGCAGAGCUAUGGGACAGCCCGGACAGCUCUGCCAGUAACUCCCAGUGCAGUCUAGCUGACCUUGUGCCUCCCCUCCCCACAUGCUCUCCCCACUGCAGCCCUGUAGUCCCCAGGCAGCACAGCGUGAGGGAAAAUGAGCCAUUUCCAAAUCUUGUUCCUGUGAAUGGUGAGGAGUCUCUAAGAAAUUGCUUUGAAUAUUUCGAGGAGAUGGACUUCGACUACCACAAGAGGUUCUUCAGACAACUUGGAAUUAAAGACAAUGUGAUCAAAAGCAAAGACCACCUUCAGCAUGAAGACCGCAUCCAUGAGCUGCUCAACAGUUGGAUAGAAAAAGUGGGCAAGGAAGCCAGCUUAAAUGACCUGCUGAAAGUACUACUUACUUUGAAUCAAAGGUUAACAGCCGAGAACAUCAUGGUCAACGCCACUAGCAAUGGUCAUUAUGUCUUUGAGAAGGAAUGAAUGCAGAAUUGCUUUCGGAAAAGAGAGGGCAUGAGUAAUGUGGGUGUAUGAAUCACGCUUACGGUCUCAGGUAGUGGCGUUGGGAAGCCUCUGAAUCAUUCCC